Molecule: messenger RNA, 6989 nt
Organism: Monomorium pharaonis (pharaoh ant)
Lineage: Eukaryota; Metazoa; Arthropoda; Insecta; Hymenoptera; Formicidae
Gene: Hr4
Product: hormone receptor 4
Exons: 11
Coding region: 3074-6151 (1025 amino acids)
Biological process (GO): regulation of DNA-templated transcription
Molecular function (GO): zinc ion binding; DNA-binding transcription factor activity; sequence-specific DNA binding
Source: RefSeq, a predicted model, not a curated record
UGUAAUCAUGGAGUGUGUCCGAGCUAAUUAAUAUUUACGUUUCAAACAAAUUGUAACCGUUUAAUAGCAGUGCAAAGUUAUUUCUGUCAUAUUACUGUAUGAAGUAGCAAAAAGAACUUUAAAUAUACAAUAAUAACUUAUGAAUAAUAAACUAAUUAAACUAUUGGACGAUUUACGAUUAACUGAUGUUAAUUAAACAUGAAGCUCGUUUUGUAAGUACAGCUACUUCUUGCAGUUAAGACUACGAUUGAACGGGAGUAGCUGCAAGAAGUUCUACGGCAUGCUAAAAUAAACAACUUUUGAAAUGAAGACGGACAAUGUUACAGAAUAUUAAUGUCACUUAGAUUAGUUGAACAAAGUUUGCACGCUGAAAACAAAUAGAAAGCCUCGUACACGAAGUAGUCUGUUUUGACGAACUUCUCUUUCAAGCAUCUUCGCUUUAACAAACAAGCGUUCCACAAUAUAAAUGUAUCUAUGAAACAAAUAUUAUCAGAAAUGCAGUUAGAAAUUGCAAUAGAAGAAACAUACGUGUGGGAGUAAAAAUAUUUGUAUAAGAUAAUACAAUAUAAGAUCUAUAACAAUAUAGAGCGAUAUAUCGAGUAAAUUAUUACUGUAAAUAAGAGUGGCAAUAUCAUAAAUGCAAAAAGGUACCAAAGAAAGCUCGUUCAUUUGAAAUUCAAAUGCUAAUAGAAUGUAAAAUUUGGCACACUUUAUAAUGUAUGAUUGCGGGAAUUUAUGUGAAACUUUUGUUCACAAUUUCUCGAAUAAUAUUUUGUUACUGUCUUAAUUAACAUGAGGAUGCGUGCGUUACUUCUGCUUCUAAGUUACUUCUACUUCAACAAGAUCGUUACUGAAGAUAUAUCGCGUCCAACUUUAGUCCAAGUAAAUUUCAAAAUUGUUUGAAUCUGAAACUUGGAAUCGGGGACAAUCUGCACUAACAAGUAAUAAUAAGUAAACGUUAUAUCUUAUAAUAUCGAAAAAUUUAUUUUUACUGGAGAACAAUACGAAGUUUAUAUACCGGAGAAUUGUCGAUUAAAUAUAAAUGUGUAAAACAUUAAUUUAAUGUUGCGGAUAACGAAACGCAUUUAAUAUAAACGCGAUAUGAAUGAAAAACAUCUGUACAAAUCGCGAAUUUGAUUUUUAUUAAAAACAUCAAUAAAAAAUUAAAAGUUCAAAGACUCGCAGGAUGCUUAACAAGGAAGGCAACCGUAACAACUACACUAAGUUUAACAAAGGAACAUUGAAACAAAGAAAAAUAAAAACUUGCGUAUUUAUUACAAUACUGACUGCCAGUUGUUUAUACUCAUGAUUAAUCGUAUUAAAAUAAUAUAACAUUUUUUUAAAUAAAUAUAACUUAGUUUUAAAUAUAAUUUAUUUAAAUAAAAAAAUUGCUACUUGGAAAGUAAUAUCAAGAGCCAAAAAUGUUACCAUCUCCGACAAAUUUUUUAUUUGAAAUUAAAUAGCUUAAAAAUUAAAUUAAAAUAGUAUCCUAUUCAAAACAGUUUUAUAUUUUAUAUAAAAUAGAUCUCUGUACAUAUUCGAAAUUAUUUCAGAGAUUAAAACAUUGAAAUCACUUUGAAAUUCUCUUAUCAAUCUGUUUUGAUCGCCUUAUGUUACGUAUAAUAUUUAAGUAUUAAUGCAAGAAAAGGGGGCAGAAAAGUUACGAUAUGACAUUAAGACAAAAACAACUACAUCACAAAGCGUAAAUAUUGUUGCAACAAUGCUUGAACUGGCAGGGGGCACGUUUCUCAGAAUAAAGAGACGGACGAAGCGGCGCAUAAAAAUUCGCACGAUUGACGCGUAUGUACAUACAUCAUCGCCCUUAUUAAAACGACCCGCGACAGUUGGGUCGAGGCGCUGUCGUAAAAUGUCGCUUAAGACACCCGAUCCCUCCGAUCGGACGCAAAUUGUUCGGCCCCGCGAUAAGACGAGCGCGAUUCGUUUUUAUCGCCGGCCAUUAUUAAAAUGACCCCCGCUCACCCGCGGUCAUCUCUCGCAGAUCUAGCCUCUCGUCUCUAGCGCAAAGAUCGGGACGAGCGCUCCCGCGUAAAACGCGCCCAUGCGGUCCGAGGGAUCGCUGUCGCGUCGAAGCGAGAAAACGGGGGACUCUGCGCACUGCUGUCCGCCUUUAAUUAUUCCAUUACGGGUACAUUGUAUGGCGCGACGGCGGAGAUCCUCCCGCGAGAACCCCAUAAAGCAAAGAACGUCGUUCGUGCCGCGGUAAAACGAUACAUGAAACGCCACGCGACCGAUCCAAUUGUAUGUUAUUGCCGGCUAAAGCGGGGUUAAUAGCAAACUAUGCGUUCGCCGUAAUCGCCGCGCCGCGAACGCGUGCGUCCGUUUCGCGCGCACGUUGUACUUUCACGUCGUUCCGAACUGUCAUUCCCGAUAGUCGACAGCUCGCUCCUAUACUCGCGUGCGAGAUAUGGCUCUCUCGGUUACGUCCAAGAAGAAACGAACUGAUAGAAAGAGAUAAAAUCCGUGGAAGAAAUGUUGAAGAUUUAUUUUCUACUGCUUAGAUAUGAGUCAUCGUGAGACGUCAAUUUCGCAAAAUCAAACAUUGGCGUUUUUUUCCAGCUUUUUAUAUUAAGAAAAAACCGUUUGUGAACUAGAGAAAGAUUGUAAUGUUUCAGUAAAAUAUAAUAUAAAGUAGGACAUAGAAUAUUUUUAUAACGAUUCUUUGUAAAGAGUAUAGCUAGUUAUCCGUGAUAGAGAAUUGAAUUUUAUUCAUAAUCGAAAUAACAUUCAGAAUAUAAUUCAUGAUUUCAAUUUUAGCAUAUUUCGCAGAGAUUCAUUCACAGUUAUAAAAGAUGAAAUCAAUUAUCUCCUAAAUACGUACACAAAGGUUAAAUCGUUAAACUGGUUAAUCUUAUUUCGAGAUAAAUAUAAAGAUCACUUUUGUAUGACACGCAAAUUUAAUCAGAAAAUAUAUUAUUUUACUUUAGUUCCGUUUUGAAUAUUUCCGCAAAAAUAACAUUGUUUAGGAAUAAAUUACGCAAACCGUUUCAUAGUAGGAAUAGUUCACUUAUUCAAUAACGAGGCUAAUUCUUGUCAUUUUCUGUUUUCAGGAAUUAUGACCCUUCCGAGCAGCCCGUGUGAGAUAGAAAACAUGAGCUUGUUUCAAGACCUCAAGUUGAAAAGGAGAAAGGUCGACUCCCGAUGUAGUAGUGACGACUCCCCGGUAUCCCUCGGAUCAGCAGGCUCGCCGCAGGGGAACCCGACGACGGACGCACCUUCACCCAUAAACUUUCCUGCUCCAGGGGAGAGCAUGGCUGACACCUCAACCCUGUCGCCGGAGACGAACAUGCCAGGCUCGCCGGGCUGCCAGAUCAGAGUGUCGAACGAGUACCUGGUGGGCAGUCCGAGUCCAGGGCCACCAGGGCGAGGAGGAGACUCUCUUCGUGGCACCAGUAGCGGCGAUGGCGGAGGUGGAAGAGGGGGAAGCGGUCAAGAAGGUCGCGACGCGGGGUGCUCGGAUCGCGCGUCGCCCGACUCGGUCUUCCCGGAUACCGGUCCGAUGGUGAGCUUCAGGGUCGCCGAUGAGCAGCAACAGCAGCACCAUCAGCAAUCUCAGCAGCAGCACCAUCAGCACCAGCACCAGCAGCAACAACAGCAACGCUCCGCCACCCCCAUGCCGAUCAAAUCAUCGCCGUACUCGCCAGUCCAGACGGUCUCGUCGACUCCGAUUACCCAGGAGGCCUCUUCGAGGAGUGACAGCCCAGAUCUGAAGGGCGACCUAUCGUCCGUCCAGACCAAGGAAGAAUCCGACAAUUCGGUCUUCGACGGAGGUGGAGGCGGCGGCGGCGGCGGCGGCGGCGGCGGCGGUGGAGGUCGUUCGGAUACAUCUAAUCAACUCAGUCACCGGAACAGCCCGUCAUCUCAAUUCAACCUGAACCAGAACGUUAGUCCCGGACAACAUGGAUCCAUGCAACAGCAACAACAAUCACCACCGGCACCACCGAGGCCACGUGCGCCCUCAGUACCACCGCACCUGCUAGCGGCCCAUCAUCAGUUUUGGUCGCAGAAUACUACCAGCGUACAGGGAUUCGCUACGCAGAGGCUACUCAACGGUGUCAUCAGCAGCGCCGUCAGCUACGGCGGACAGAACGCCACGACCACCUCCACCAGCUCCGGAGGAGGUACCAGCGGUACCAAUUCCAGCUGCGUUACUACCGGCGCUACCACCACGGCGGCCUCGUGCGAAGGUAUGAAGCCACCGGCGCAGAGAGCAGCGCCGGCACCACCGCGACCUCCUCCGACGGUAUUAAUGGGGGAGAUCGGUGGCGUCCGUACUAUGAUAUGGUCGGCGCCGCCGUUGGACCCGGUGCCGCCACCCGCGGCAUCCUGGUCGGCCACGGCGGCGGCCGCGGCCUCGUGCUCCUCAUCGGAGGAGUCGGCCGCCCAGCUGUUGCUAAACCUCGGCCAGGAGUCCAGGGGUAAACCGCCCUCGUCCUCCUCCGCGGUCUCGUACUCGUCUACCGCCGGACCGCCGCUCAACAUGGAAAGGCUGUGGGCCGGUGACCUGACGCAGCUGCCCGCGGCGCAACAGAUGCAGGCGCUGAAUCUCACGGCGUCCGGUUCCGCCGCGCAACCGUGGGUCAGCAACGGCGGCACCGUCGUCAAGACCGAGGCGGCCUCGCAGUCCAUAUCAGUGGCACCGCCCGCUCCCCCCUUGCCACCCCAAGAGCACGAGGAGGACGAAACGCCUAUGAUAUGCAUGAUUUGCGAAGACAAGGCAACCGGCUUGCAUUACGGCAUCAUUACAUGCGAAGGAUGCAAAGGCUUCUUCAAGAGGACAGUGCAAAAUAGACGGGUGUACACAUGCGUGGCGGAAGGAGGCUGCGAAAUUACGAAGGCGCAAAGGAACAGGUGUCAGUACUGUCGGUUCAAAAAGUGCAUCGAACAGGGUAUGGUCCUGCAGGCGGUUCGAGAAGAUCGGAUGCCUGGAGGAAGGAAUUCUGGCGCAGUGUACAACCUUUACAAGGUGAAGUACAAGAAACACAAGAAGAGCAACAAGAGUAGCGGCGUCGGUGGCGGCAUGGGUGGCGGCGGUAACGUCGGUGGUGUAAACGGGUCGGGAACCCUCGGCGGUACCAAGGGUGCCAUGGGCACGACAAUAUUGGACAAGCAUAUGGCCGCGGCUGCAGCCGCCCAUCACAGCCAGCAGCAGCAGCAGCAGCACGCCCAGCUAGCCGGUGGAUUCCUCCAUCAUCACAAAAUCUCUUCGGGCGAUUCGCUUAACUCGCCGCCCGCCCCCAGCCACCCGAGUCAUCCUGCGCAUUCGGGCCACCUCGUCAACGGGACUAUCCUGAAGACGGCGCUUACCAAUCCCUCCGAAGUGGUGCAUUUACGACAAAGGCUAGACAAUGCAGUAAGCAGUUCGAGGGAUCGAGUAUUUCCUCUGGACGCAACCUUAACCAUGAUUCAAACCCUUAUAGACUGCGAUGAGUUCCAAGAUAUCGCUACAUUGAGGAACUUGGAUGAGCUACUGGACCAUAAUUCAGACUUAAGUGACAAGCUGUGUCAGAUAGGAGAUAGCAUAGUGUACAAGUUGGUGCAGUGGACCAAAAGGUUACCGUUUUACCUUGAGCUGCCGGUCGAAGUUCACACGAGGCUGCUCACCCACAAAUGGCAUGAACUUCUCGUGCUGACCACAUCUGCCUACCAAGCGAUGCAUGGUCAGCACAGGUUAACAAAUGCUGCUACUGACGGGACGGGUGCAGACUUUAUGCAAGAAGUAACGAACAACAUGUAUACGUUGCAAAGGUGCCUAACCAGCAUGAUGGGUCGGCCGAUAACCAUGGACCAAUUGCGACAAGAUGUAGGGCUCAUGGUGGAAAAAAUCACAUAUGUCACGCUAAUGUUCAGGCGGGUGAGGCUACGGAUGGAGGAAUAUGUCUGUCUAAAAGUAAUCACUAUGCUCUCACAAGGAGACACAAAAUCACGAGGAAGUACAUUGGAAUUAGAACAGAUACAAGAACGGUACAUGAGCUGUCUGCGAAGUUUUGUCGAGCACAGCGCUCCUCAGCAGCCGGGUCGAUUUCAUGAUCUUCUUGUCAGGUUGCCCGAAGUACAAUCAGCGGCGACUUUACUACUCGAGAGUAAAAUGUUCUACGUUCCUUUCCUAUUGAACUCAGCAAUUCAAAGAUAGUAAAUAAACAAAGUGACGAUAAACGAAGCUGAAUACCUAUAUACAUACUAUACAUACGUUAUAAAUAUAUACACGCAGAAAAAAGUAAAAGAAUCGAACAAACUGACAUGCAACAAACGAAUAGAAAAACAAAAAGAACAGAGUCCAAUGAGAGAGAAAGAGAGACGACUCAAGCCGAACAGGGAAAGGCUUUGUUUGCGUAUGUAUAAUAAAUAUAUAAAAGUAUAUAUAUACAUAUAAAUAAUAUAAAUAAUAUAAAUGUGUGUGUUCGUUGCGUUGUACAAACGAAGGAGGACGGAGAGGAGGAAUCGUUCGAGUGAAAAAAAGCGAAAAGAACACAAGAGUGGAACACGAAUAGAAAGUAACCACGUCAGGACAGCGAAAGAAGGAGGAUAGAGAAAGAAACGGAGAAAGAAAGGAACGAUUUUAAAUAAAAUAUUAAAGAAAGAGUAUAUAUGUAAUAUAUAUUAUAUACGUAAUAUAUAUUAAAUAUAUGCCCGUAUAUAGAAAGUUAAAGGAGCAAGAGAGAGAGAGAGAGAGAAAGAAAGAGCGAGAGAGAGGGAGAGAAAGGGAGGGAGAGAAAGAAAGCGCGCCACCUCGAGAUGGGCAAUCAGUCGAGGUGGGAACUGAACUUUUUUAUCGAAACUAAAAGACUAUAAUAAUAUAUUUCUGUACGCAAACACACGUACCGCGCAACUACGUCAUUGUGUGUUCACAUUGCAUAAUCCGAUCGAUAAAAUAAGACUCUCGUUACGUACCGCUCACCGUAGGCCACCUACUACUAUUACUACUGCUACUAUUACCGCCACUUUCUACUACUACCGAUCUUGAAGCUAAG